CUAGGAAAUGAAAUAUCAUAAUCAUUUACAAGUAAUUGAUUUCUACAGUUAACAGAAAUUUUGAUCAAAAGAGACGAAGAGUAAUAAACGUUUUAAAAUAUAUCGAAGAUCUUAGAAGGUAAUUCGCCUCAAGCAUUUACAACUGUUAUACCGACGAACAAGGAAUUAUUACAUUUAAGUCAAAUACUGGUUAAGGAUAAAACAUGAACAGUUGGUUCUUUUUCGUUGGAAUUUUAAUACUGGUGUCGCUUCAUCAACAGGUUGCAACGCUAGACUUGACGUACCUGGCGAACAACGUAUUAAAGUUUAUGAAAGUUUUGGAAAACAAGUCGAAAAGUCCUGGGUCCGCAGUUUGUAAAGAUGCUAUAAAAAAACACGAGGAUUGGUUGAAAAAGCAAACCAACGAGUGUAAAAAAUCAAAGAAAAGUGCAACUCUGGCUAUAUGUGAGAAGCAGAUGGCUGUUUACCCUUUGGCAAUUGAAUCGCUCAUCGAAGCUCUAGAAACGGGAUGCAAGUGACCGAAACCAACACAAAUUUUGACAUGUUGUUUUAUGAUUGAAAAAGUAAAGAAUAUCAUAGAAAGAACACAAUCCUACUACUUUUGUGUUCGAUCUAGAAAAUAUUGUAGCAAACCUCGGAAUUGCACAGCUAUUUUAAAUAUUAUUUUUCAAAACAGUAUGACAAUGGUUUUAAAACUGAAUGCUGUCCGUAACAAAUAAAAUUAUCACAUUUAUUAUACUUGUGUAAUGCAUUCAUGAUUUUAUACAUUUCAUAGAUAAUACAAAUUUUAGGUAUAAUAAAUGAUAAUACGCCUUACAUAAGAUAUUGUUAUGUUAGUAUUACUAUUAAUGAAUUCUUGUUCGUUUUUACCUAAUGAAAUACCUAUUUACGACGUUAACUUAUGGUGAAUUUAUAUUUUUUACCUUAAAAAUAAUAUGUACUUUUAUUAAUUUACUGUUGAUCUAUGCCUGUUGUGUGUUUUUCAAUUUUUCUGUUUGUGAUAAAUGUGCAUUCUUACAAAGAAAAAUUGGAAAUAAGAUACGUGUUAUAAUAUGUUCUGUAGCAUAUCUGUGGUUUCAUUAGGAAAAUUGAUUGUUAUUUUGUGAUGACAAUAAAAAUGCUAUUAAUUAUGUAGCACCGUUUUAUAUAAAAGCACAGUUAAUCUUUAUAAGUUUGCAUAUUCUUAUGUUAUUUGUAUGUGUUUUUGUUGGACACCCAACGACAACGUUUUGUAGUUUGUUGGAACCCGAUGUAAAAGCAUUGUUGUAAUAAAGCAUAUCGUACCUUACCUGUAAAAA
Homalodisca vitripennis (glassy-winged sharpshooter) is the source of this 1298-nucleotide messenger RNA. RefSeq lists its product as uncharacterized. The transcript has 2 exons. Lineage: Eukaryota; Metazoa; Arthropoda; Insecta; Hemiptera; Cicadellidae. The record is from RefSeq and is a predicted model, not a curated record. The coding region runs from base 204 to 518 and encodes 104 amino acids.